Messenger RNA from Rubroshorea leprosula, 1446 nucleotides. The record is from the annotation of a GenBank genome assembly. Lineage: Eukaryota; Viridiplantae; Streptophyta; Magnoliopsida; Malvales; Dipterocarpaceae.
CAAAUAAUCUUAAAAAUUCAUAACCCUCAUAUAGAAUUUUAUAUAAUUUUAAAUUUACUGAUUUUAGAAUCAUGGGAGCAAAACCUAAAAUUAAGACUAAACUUGGUGGCCGACUAAGCAGUUUACUCAAAGAGGAGAAACAGGGGAAAACGGAAACAUUUGUCAUUGGCGGCGGUCGUCUCUUCCGCUCGUUGUGUGAGAUUUUCCUGGACAACGGUAGAAAAUCAGUAAUUGAAACGCCAGAGAAGGAGGAUAGUACGACAGCUAUGGCUCCACACGGCAAGGGAUCAGAUGCUUCGGAGGAAGCCAUGGUUGCUCAAGUUGAAGGCCGCCGUAUUUCUACAAUCGUCAUCAUCAUCGCUAUGCAAGCAGAAGCUUUGCCGGUGGUGAAUAAGUUGCAGCUGAAAGAAGAACACAGUUCCGGGUUCCCAAAAGAAGUGCCUUGGGUUCGAUAUCAUGGGGUGUACAAAGACCUUAAUAUACAUUUGGUUUGGCCAGGAAAAGAUUUAACUCUGGGGGUUGAUGGUAUUGGCACAAUUUCUGCAGCUCUAGUGACUUAUGCAGCUAUACAGGCAUUGCAACCAGACCUAAUCAUAAAUGCAGGCACUGCUGGUGGCUUUAAGGCAAAGGGAGCAGACAUUGGUGAUGUUUUUCUGGCAUCUGAUAUUGCUUUUCAUGACAGAAGAAUACCCAUUCCUGUCUUUGAUCUCUAUGGAGUUGGUCAGCGCCAGGCCUGCUCAACACCCAAUCUAUUGAAGGAGGUUAACCUGAAGGCUGGCAAGUUGUCUACUGGUGACUCUCUGGAUAUGUCACCACAUGAUGAAACAGCAAUCGUAGCCAAUGAUGCAACACUCAAAGACAUGGAGGGAGCAGCUAUUGCCUAUGUGGCGGAUCUUUUUAAAAUCCCUGCAAUAUUCAUUAAAGCAGUUACGGACAUAGUGGAUGGUGAUAAACCAACUCCAGAGGAAUUCUUGCAGAAUUUGGCUGCAGUCACCGCUGCACUUGGCCAGGCAGUUAUCCAAGUGAUUGAUUUUAUCAAUGGAAAGUGUCUUUCUGAAUUUUGACCCAUGUCUCCUUAUUAUUCAUCUCUUCUAAACAUGUGACAAAGAUGUUAGCAAUAGAGGAUGCUCGAUUUAAAGGAACAGCAAGAUUUCGUAGAGUGAAGAGGUACUUUGAUUUUGGGACAUGAAUACUGCCUGCCACCUCUAGCUCAUCUUCAUAAUUCCUUAUCUCUAACAUGGAUGACUUGCUUUAUACUAGAUUUCAUGGUGAAUGCAAUCUGAUACAGCUGAAACUGUAAAAAGAGUGUCCAAGAUAAACAAUUAAAGGUAGGGAUUUGAUGUACAAAUUGUUUCAAGAUUUUGUCACCAUGCCAUCGACACACAAACAAAGAUCCAUACUUUAAACCAAACUUCUAACAGCCCUAAAUAAAAUGAAAUGCAUGUA